Penaeus monodon (black tiger shrimp) is the source of this 5055-nucleotide messenger RNA. RefSeq lists its product as uncharacterized. Gene Ontology annotation, molecular function: G protein-coupled GABA receptor activity. Gene Ontology annotation, cellular component: G protein-coupled receptor heterodimeric complex; membrane. NCBI's taxonomy places the organism in Eukaryota, Metazoa, Arthropoda, Malacostraca, Decapoda, Penaeidae. The record is from RefSeq and is a predicted model, not a curated record. Gene Ontology annotation, biological process: G protein-coupled receptor signaling pathway; gamma-aminobutyric acid signaling pathway.
GAACUGAUUUAUCGCUCGGGCGCCGCAGCAAGGAAUGGAUUCGUGCCCGAGGACGAGGCCGACUACAAACACCACGUGACUAAGGGCGACUCCCCGGAUGUAGGAGGGGGCGGGGCAACAACUCGUCCGCCUUUCACAAAUCCUCGAAGCGGUUUAAUCUCUCAGGAUAAAAAGCUCUUAUCUCUCGUUCACUCCUUUGGCAGGAAUGACGAGGACGUGGAGUUAUUUUUGACGCUAAGAACGGAAUAUGAGAAUAACAAGUUGUUUCUGGGGAUAAAAGGUGAGAAGGCGUCCCCGGAAAAAUAUAAAAGCGGUUUAGCUAGUGGGCCUCGUGGCGUCGUCCCUUUGGUCCACUUACCUGUUGGCCCCGACGAAAAUACGAGAGGCAGAUUAACAAACUCCGAAAAUAAAAAGAAUAAUUUAAAGACGGGCGUGUCAGAUGAAGGGCGUCGCAGCUCUUAUUACAGUGGCAUUGCCCGCGGAGCGCCCGAGAAUUACCCGCCGGCACAGUCCCGAAAUAAUUACCCUCAUAUGAAAAAAUAUGUACCGGUUGUCCCUAACGAACACACACGCGUAGAUUUCAAGAGUCAUCGUACCUCCGCCAGCGGGGAUAAUGAGCGAGGGUUAAUGACGCAGAACAAAGAACAAAGUCCCUUUCUGGAUAACGCCUUGUCUCCUUCGCUCACUGUCGAACCAGAAAAAAUAAAGCACAGACGCGAAGACCAAGAAAGAGGAAAAGAACACGAGAUAAAAGACAAAAGCCUUACUCCGGGCGUGAACUCCGGUAAGCGAAGGGCCGGCGUGGUCAGCGCACCCCCGAGGCAGAAGGGCGUAGGAGACGGCCACUCAACUAGAGAGUCGUCUGUCCCUAACGACGACCAAGCGCAAUUGUCAAGAGAUAACGACCCGGGAAUAAUGAGUGGGAAGCGAGCUUUUCAUGACGCCGAGUUCAAAGGCCUCCGCGGCGAUCUGGGGGAACGGAGAGAGAUAAGGAGAAUCGCGUCGCACGCCACUGGGCGGCCGAGCUCGGUGUGGGGGACCCGGGCCGCGGAGAUCAGGCGGAGUUACGAUUCCCAGUACAAGAUUCCCAUGCGUUUCCAUCACUCCGGAGGUAAUUAUUCUGUGGGCUAUAAAGGUAGAGUCAUUCCCGUAAGUAACAGUCUGAAAAUGGAUGAUUAUUUUCAAAGUUUGCCAAAAUUUCCAAAAAAGCAGCCAAGGACAUUUAAAAGUAUGUUGGUAAAAUCUCAGAACUUAGGUAGCCCAGUCAUUCAGACCCGUCAUUGGGAAUUAGAAAACUUUAGACGACAUUAUUCAAAAAAUUCCAAAAAUACGAGAAACUCUUCUAUUUUGGGGAGCGAUGGUCCAGCGGUGGAAAUCAAUGCAGAUGCGCUCUUUCGAAGAUUUCUCUUUAGCUUUCAAAAUCUCCACGACUCGAAAGAUUCGGAUUUGAGAAAUCAUCAGAGUUCCCUGUCUAAUUCCCCCAUAUUUCGAGACAAUGGUCCAGACCCUGAAGCCGAUCAGCCAAUCCCAGACAAUCCCUCCGGCCAUCAAGACAAUCAACCAGACCCGAAGAAGACGCGAAACAACGGCUCGCUCAACGAAGACAAUCAAGGGAAGGCCUCGAGGUCACGGAGAGAAAAUGGAGGGCCUCGAGAAACUGUCAAGAGUGGUCGAGAAACUGGCAAAAGUGGUCGAGCAACUGCCAAGAGUGGUCGAGAAACUGGCAAAAGUGGUCGAGCAACUGCCAAGAGUGGUCGAGAAACUGGCAAAAGUGGUCGAACAACUGCCAAAAGUGGUCGAGAAACUGGUAAUGGUGGUCGAGAAACUGGCAAAAGUGAUCGAGAAGUUGCCCAAAUUGUAAAGGCGAAAGAACUAAAAAAAUUCGAUCCAGUUUUCGUCGACUCCCAAAGAGAUUCUCCAAACCUACAAAGGCAAAAGCAAAAUACCGACCGCAGUCAACCGAGCUACGGCCUCGAAAAUCGACCUUCGAAUCCCGAAUCCGCGACCCUGUUCGCCCAAUCCGGAACCACAAACCCUUCAGACAACAUUACUAAUCGUCGCCAAGCACACGCUUUAAGGACCCCCAAACGCAGUCCCGCUAACCCACAAAAAAAACCCCUAACCGAUCCCCUCCCGAAAGCCCGACCGGCAGGCCAGGAGGACGAGGCUUCGGGUGACACUUUAUGGCCCAUUAUAAACACUGGUCUUCGGCAGAAGAAGGCUGUAGUGCGUCCAGUGAAGUUCUCUGAAGAACGGGGCUUUCUUUCAGACGUACAGAGUGGUGUUCCUUCCGCCGGUUUGACCUUCUUUGACCUUGUUUGGUCCUCUGAUCCUCCCUCACCCUUGACCUAUUCUCUGAAAGACCAAACUUCAUCCAUGACUUUAUUCAGCGAACCCUUUCAUCACAACCUGACCUUGUCUGUCGAACCUCCCGCUCCUCUCAUAUCCUCUCGUGACCUCUCUUCAACCUCCAGUGCCACUUUGACUUCUAAGGCCCCGUCUCGCGUCGUGCCAAUCCUUGGGCUCUUUGACCUGACAGCUCGACCUGACCAGCACUUAGGAGGAAGGUCGGAGCUUGCCGCAGCACAACUUGCCUUAAGGCACAUCAAUGACAAGGGGAUCAUACCAGGUCAUGAACUGGUUCUGUUUACGAACGACACACAUUGUGACAGUGGCAAGGGUGUCGACGCCUUCUUCCACGCCAUCUACACUUCAAGGGCAAGGAUAAUGUUCCUUUUGGGCGCCGCUUGUCCCGAGGUCACGGAGAGCUUGGCUUCCGUGGUUCCUUACUGGAAUAUCGUUCAGGUAUCCUUCGGUUCGGUAUCACCUGCUCUCAGUGACAGACAAACAUUCCCGCGAUUCAUCAGGACCGUCGCCCCGGACUCCUCCCACAACGCGGCAAGGUUGGCAUUCCUGACCCGGCACGCCUGGUCCACGGUUGCCACCAUCUCCGAAGAUCACGAUAUGUACACGCUGGCUCUGAACGAGUUGGUGCCCGCGCUGGAAUCUGCCAACAUCUCACUACAAGCUACAGUGACUCUGUCUUCGGAAGAUCUGACUGAACAUUUGCACACUCUUAAGGAAAAAGAUUGCAGGAUUUUCAUCGCCAGUUUUUCCCCUGAACUGGCAAGGAAAGUCUUUUGUCAAGUUUACCACCUACGCAUGCAGGGUCCUGGUUAUGCCUGGGUGCUGUCCGGAGAAGCACAGGACAGCUGGUGGAAAACGACGCAAGGAACCAACUGCACCAGGAACCAGCUGGCAGAAGCGGUUCAGGGGGCGGUGCUAGUUACGGCGCACGGUUCCAUUGUGGGAGAGGAGGAGGCUGUAUCUGGACUGACGAACACCGAGUUCUUGCAAGAGUUCAACCAAACAGGACAGAACAUGACUAGUUAUGUCACCCACACAUACGACGCUGUUUGGGCCAUGGCGCUCGCCCUCCGUCAGAUCCUCGAGGACAAAGACGAGGUAGAGGUCAAAGGAAGGGCCAAGGGGGAAGCGAAGCGGGGUCAGAGGAGGUCGACCCACAGGCGUCACUCCCCUGCGAAAAGAGAGGUCACCAGUCACCAGGAAAAGGUCACGGGCAUGAGCCAGUGCAGCUCGACGUCUCAGAAGGAGGACAGCACCGAGAAACCGACCAUGUCUUGGAUCUUGAGCCGUCUCGCCAAGUUACAGCAGUUUCCCCUCGACCCUCAUAGAAAAUGGAAAUCGCAAAGAAAACCGAGCCAUAGAGAACCAGGAGGCGAGGACAGCGCUAACGGGAUUUUCGAGACAGAUUUCCGACGAUUCCAGUUCGCCGAUUUUGACUAUUCCAGGGAUGAUAUUGCCGAUCUAAUCCUGGAGAGGAUGCAAGAGCUCAGAUUUCGCGGUGUGUCGGGGCCAAUUUCCUUCGACUGCCCAGACCGAGUCGGGGUGACUGCCUUCUAUCAGAUACAAGGGGGAGCGCCGGUGAAAGUGGCCCUCUACCACCCCGAAGGCGAGUCGCUGGAUCUGUCGUGCCCAGGGUGCCAUGCCCUCGUGUGGCCCGGGGGAGAAGUGCCAGCCUCGCGGGUCUUCAAGCUUCGGGUGGAGACGGUCGACCCCGCGGCCUUCAUCCUCAUGUCCUCCCUGGCCACACUGGGGAUCCUCAUGGCGCUGGCUUUCCUGGCGUUUAACCUGACCCACAGGCGCCUGAAGUACAUAAAGCUCUCCAGUCCUCGGCUCAACAACACGACCGUCGUGGGCAGCGUCCUGGUCUACACUGCCGUCAUCCUCCUCGGCCUGGACCACGCCACGCUGCCGUCGCCGCAUUACUUCCCCGUCGUGUGCACGGCCCGGGCUUACCUCCUCUCGGCUGGCUUUUCCCUGGCUUUCGGCUCCAUGUUCACCAAGACGUACCGAGUCCACCAGAUCUUCACCCGUUCUAACAGCGCCGGGGUUGUUAAGAACAAGCUGUUGAAGGACAGACAGCUGAUCGGCGUCAUCAUGGUGCUGCUAGUCGUCGACAUCAUAAUCGUGUCCGCGUGGAUGGGAGUCGACCCCAUGACUCGACAUUUGCACAACCUCACUCUCGAGGAACAUAGGGAAGUUGUUUUUCAACCGCAGCGCAGCGAACAUACGAGCGAAUGGCUUGGUGCUCUGUACGUCUACAAGGGUCUGCUGGUGUCUGUGGGUGUCUACAUGGCCUGGGAAACUAGGCACGUCAAGAUUCCCGCACUCAACGACUCACAAUACAUAGGCAUGAGUGUGUACAACGUUGUUAUUACGUCUAUUAUUGUCAUUGUUGCCGCGAACGUCUUGGGAGAAAGGACGACACUCGCCUACGUCAUCAUAACGACCCUGGUGUUCGUGUCGACGACUACGACGCUUUGCCUGCUGUUUAUCCCGAAGAUUUUGACAAUUUUGAGGAAAGUUGAAGAAGAUCCCAUUGUGGAGAGCAUGGGACUCAAGAUUCAGUCAAACACACGCAGGCUGCUGACGGAGGACAAGCGAGAAAGGUUCUACCGCGUGGAGAUCCAGAACAAAGUCUACAAGAGAGAACUUCUGAAGUUGGAACAAGAACUUCAGAAGCUUGUCCUU